Messenger RNA from Eruca vesicaria subsp. sativa (arugula), 456 nucleotides. NCBI's taxonomy places the organism in Eukaryota, Viridiplantae, Streptophyta, Magnoliopsida, Brassicales, Brassicaceae. The record is from the annotation of a GenBank genome assembly.
AUGGAGAAUAUGGGAGCUAGAGUGAUAGAGCCAUUGAUAAUGGGAAGAGUGGUAGGAGAUGUUCUUGAUUUCUUCACUCCAACAAUUAAAAUGAAUGUGAGCUACAACAAGAAGCAAGUCUCCAACGGGCAUGAGCUUUUCCCUUCCUCUGUCUCCUCGAAACCUAGGGUUGAGAUCCAUGGUGGUGAUCUCAGAUCCUUCUUCACCUUGGUGAUGAUAGACCCUGAUGUUCCAGGAAAAGAGGUGGUGAGCUAUGAGUUGCCAAGGCCUAACAUAGGGAUACACAGGUUUGUUUUUGUUCUGUUCAAGCAGAAGCAACGACGUGUUAUCUUCCCAAAUAUUCCUUCGAGAGAUCACUUCAACACUCGCAAAUUUGCAACCGAGUAUGAUCUUGGUCUUCCUGUCGCUGCUGUCUUCUUUAACGCUCAGAGAGAAACUGCAGCUCGCAGACGUUAA